Molecule: messenger RNA, 1497 nt
Organism: Anoplopoma fimbria (sablefish)
Lineage: Eukaryota; Metazoa; Chordata; Actinopteri; Perciformes; Anoplopomatidae
Gene: chrnb1l
Product: cholinergic receptor, nicotinic, beta 1 (muscle) like
Exons: 11
Coding region: 1-1497 (498 amino acids)
Biological process (GO): nervous system process; monoatomic ion transmembrane transport; signal transduction
Cellular component (GO): postsynaptic membrane; synapse; neuron projection
Molecular function (GO): acetylcholine-gated monoatomic cation-selective channel activity; transmembrane signaling receptor activity
Source: RefSeq, a predicted model, not a curated record
AUGACUGUCAUGAUUGAACAAAUGAAGAUGAGGAUGAAGGUAUUUAUCAUCGUAUGCAGCAGCCUUUGUUUCACUUUUACUGGAGCCUCAGAAAUAGAGCGGCGGCUCCAUCAAAAGCUGUUUGAGAACUACAACAUGAAAGUCAGACCAGCUCCUUACUGGGAGGAGAAGGUGAUGGUUCGAGUGGGGAUGACCCUCUCUCAGCUCGUCAGCCUGAACGAGAAGAACGAAGAGAUGACGACCAACGUGUUCAUGAACCUGGCAUGGAUAGACUACAGGUUGUCAUGGAACCCAAAGGACUAUGACGACAUUGAAGUUUUGAGGAUUCCUCCCAACAAGGUGUGGCGUCCUGACAUCUACCUCAUAAACAAUAAUGACGGUCAGUUUGACGUGGCUCUGUACGUCAACGUCUUGGUCUACAGUGAUGGGACAGUCAACUGGCUUCCACCAGCCAUCUACCGCAGCUCCUGCUCUAUAGAGGUGUCGUACUUCCCAUUUGACUGGCAGAACUGCAGCAUGGUUUUCCGCUCGUACACCUAUGACGCCUCUGAGGUGGAACUGCAGUACUUUCUGGAUGAUGAGGGCAAAGAGAUUCAAGAGAUUGUUAUAGAUGAGAACGCUUUCACUGAAAACGGAGAAUGGGCCAUCUGUCACAAACCCUCCAGAAAGAACAUUAAGGAGGACCUGUAUGAGGACAUCACCUUCUACCUCAUCAUACAGAGGAAGCCUCUUUUCUACAUCGUCAACAUCAUCGUGCCCUGCAUCCUCACCAGCGUGUUGGCUAUAUUUGUCUUCUACUUGCCUCCUGGAGCAGGAGAGAAGAUGACUCUCUCCAUUUCCGUCCUCAUCGCUCUGACUGUUUUCAUGCUUCUGCUGGCUGACAGGGUCCCAGAGACUUCCCUUGGCAUCCCAAUUAUUGUCAACUACGUCAUGUUCACCAUGAUUCUGGUCACUUUCUCUGUCAUCCUAAGCGUAGUUGUCCUCAAUCUGCACCACAGAACGCCCAGCACACAUAUCAUGCCAAACUGGGUUCGAAAGGUAUUCAUUCACUUCCUGCCCAAGUACAUCGGCAUGGAGAGGCCAAACCCAGAGGAGCCUCUGUUGGAGGAGGAGUCUAGUGAUGACUCGCCCCUCCGAAGCUUCAAUGGCAGGCAGCCUGGAGGAGAGUACUUCUUUCGAAAGAUUAACCCUGAUCUCGUCAUACCCUGGAGAGGCAGAUGUGAGAGCACAGUGCAGCUCCAGCGGCUCCCGGACACUGACAGCUACUGUCUGAUCCUCCCUCCCAACCUGAAGUCAGCCAUCUCUGCCGUGACAUACAUGGCCGAGCAGCUGAAGAAGCAGGACACGGGUGACACAAUGACAGGGGACUGGCAGUUCAUCGCCCUGGUGGUGGACCGUCUCUUCCUGUGGUUGUUUGUCAUCAUCACCACUCUGGGCACCCUGGCCAUGUUCUUGGACGCCAGUUUCAACUAUACACCCGACGACCCCUUCCCUUAG